AUGGUAGUCGAUGAAGUCACUUGGGGCGGGUCCACGCCAAACCUCGGACAUUGCUUAACUCAACAUCGCCACGUGUCGUUCAGUAAAGCGCCUGUUGUAGAAGAUGUUGUAGCUGCUUCACAGGACGUAUUUUUUGGGGUGGAACAAGAAGUUCCACAAGGAAAUGUGUACGAACGCCGCGAGUUCUACGUGGAAGAGACCCGCACUCAAAGGCAACAGUCUCCCCCUCUCCCCGCGACACUGCACGAUUGCAUCGAAAGAGGAGUACUGAAUUUGGAUAAGGCCGCGAAAGAGUUCGUUCGAUCGGAGAUGGCAGCGAAAGCAACACCCACGUACGGGAGCUUAAACCAACUCGUCGGACCGGACAUAAAUUUCUUAUGGAGUAUAGUCAACAGACUGACGGCUGAAGUAGGACGCGCAAUCACCUCGAAAUGUGUGCGCAUCGUUAAUGUGACUGAAUUGACAACGGCGCCAACUAUACAAACAUCUGUUUCAAUCCUCAAUUGCACCAGGUCAUGGAAUCUCGAUGUGGAACCGCCAUUUGUCAAGAAAAACCUCGGGAUAUUGGGCGCGCGAUGGGAGCCACGCGCAAAGGAUCCACCUUACCAGCAGUUAUGUUCUUUUUACCGUCAUCUACUAACGCGCAUAACGGAUCCGCCAGAAAAAAUAAAGGAGUACUCCAUUCGACUUCACAGCAGGAACGGAAGAGACGACAAAUUGAAAAUUUUACCGGAACCUGUAGAAAACAUUUUGCAAGAUAUGGCAGAGAACAUGCUCGGUUACGGGCAAGAUGAACGCAAAGUAUGGCUUGAUCAAGAUCUCAGUAACUCCACUUUCUACAAGAGCCUUGGAGCGAACGAAGAGGAACGUAGAGCGAAUUUGGAGGAUUUGAGGAACGAACGUGCAGAGUGGCGCCCGCAGAUAUUCAAAGCACUUCAACUUGCAUUGCGCGACGUUCGCGCCUACAAAUACGAAGCCGGCAAGUGGAUUCCCAAUCAGGUAUGCUUUUGA
This is a messenger RNA of Cylicocyclus nassatus, 1011 nucleotides long. Lineage: Eukaryota; Metazoa; Nematoda; Chromadorea; Rhabditida; Strongylidae. The record is from the annotation of a GenBank genome assembly.